Toxotes jaculatrix (banded archerfish) is the source of this 3832-nucleotide messenger RNA. It is a transcript of the gene ajuba, whose product is annotated as ajuba LIM protein. The transcript is spliced from 8 exons. NCBI's taxonomy places the organism in Eukaryota, Metazoa, Chordata, Actinopteri, Toxotidae. Gene Ontology annotation, molecular function: transcription corepressor activity. The coding region runs from base 1129 to 3363 and encodes 744 amino acids. Gene Ontology annotation, biological process: regulation of DNA-templated transcription; negative regulation of hippo signaling; cytoskeleton organization. The record is from RefSeq and is a predicted model, not a curated record. Gene Ontology annotation, cellular component: transcription regulator complex; adherens junction; nucleus.
AAACAAAGUUGUCGACCGUGCAAUGCACACGGGGAGGGAUUUUAUUUAUCUCGAGAGGCUCUUAGUCCAGCACCGGUCUGCUGGGAUGUGAGUGUAACGGCGCACCGGUUUCCCCUCAUUUCCUUCUCUGUCUCCCAACUUCUCCGCUACUAUUUCACCGAGUCCCCGAGCGGAUUUCUCCUUUGAAAACGGGAAUGAUAAAAGCAGCCGAGCGCAGGCGGAUGGACGGACGGGCUGAGGAGUCUGGCGAGUUGCGUUUUCUGUUGCCUGAGCUGAAGUUGAUCAUGUCGGUUUAAAUUUUUUUCCGAGCACAUUUCACUCCGAGAUGAAUGGCAGAAGUCGGGUGAGUCGACUAUCUGUGCACAAACGGAUUUAUUUUCUUGUCUACACUGGACCCCACAUGAAGUGGUGAUCGCCCGCAUCCUGCUGAACCUCUCCGCUUUUCUUUUUCUUUUCUUUUUUUUUUUUUUUUAAUGAAAACAGAAAAUUCAAACGGACACACACUCACACACAUCGCACUGGAUAACCACGAUACAAAACCCACUUUGCUGAAAUACAUUUCAGUCAGUUUAACUAACAGGGAAGAUGCAGAUGUGGAGCCACAUGAGGGUCCACAAAGGAGGCCCUCCACGACCAUAGGUCACGCAGAAGUGUCCUGGAUGUAUGUUUCUCCUGUUUCCUGCCUGGGUUGAAUUGAACUAUUCGUAAUUGUCUAAUAAUCCAAUGGAUUCUUGCUCACCACAGCCUACCUGUGCCUGUGGAUUUUCCACAUGAGGGCAAGCCAGAUGACUCAGAGGACUUUAGUCAUGUAACCACCCUGAAAUGUCUUAGAGGUCUUAUUUAUCUGAUCUGUAUUUAUUGUGUGUAUAUAUAAGGGGUCCAUUUGUAGCUUUGAGCUAGUUUCAAGAUCAGUGUUUUUGUUUUUUGUUUAAAUUUCUUAUUAUAGAAUUUGAAAGCUGACAUUUCAACUGUUGUAGUGAAAGCUGUAGAUCUACUUGAACAUCUUUGUUCUGCUGUACAUCUGCCCACACUGUAUUUGAGCACAUUAAUCUGUAACUUAAAAGGAGAAGCUGUAAGAGUUGACUUUGCCCAGACAGGUUUAAAAAAACAAAACAAGAAGGCUUCAUCAUGGACAGGCCCAUAAGCAAGUUAUUGGAGAAGUUAAAGCUAACAGACUCGGGCAGUGUGAAAUUCAACAGUUCAAAGAAAAAACAUGACACUGCCAACAACUCUAAUAACAGCAACGCCAACACUGGCAUCUCCGGAGGCAGCGGUGGGGGCAGCGGUCUGCCACCAGCUCCCAGCUCUGCAGCUGCCUCGCCCUCAAGACCCGGCCAGUUCCCGCUUGCCUCUGCAACCACAAGCGAUGCAUGUGUUCCAGUGAGUGGGAGGGGAGGAGGAGGUGGAGGAGGUGCAGCAGCAGCAGCAGCAGCAGCAGGAGGAGGAGGAGGAGGGAUGGGAAUGCCUUCCUCUCAGCUCCUCACCCCACCACAGACUUCCUCCACAGUGGGUGCCAUACCUUCAGAUGGUGAGCAACCACUUCACCCUGCCACCCUGGCACCGCUGAGGCGUCGCUCGCCCCAACAGCGAGCUUCAUGUUACCUGGGGGAAGGUGUGGAUUCCCACAUGAGGCGUGAGUCUGGUCUGGGCCCCGAGUGUGACCCUCUGGGGGCAUUUGGCUCCAAGUCCCUCAAUCAACGGCGUUACUCCCUGGAGCUGCAGCAGCUGGUCAGACGACAGCAGCUCCUCUCCCAGCCACCUCCUCUCUCUGUCCCUCCGCCAUAUCCCGCCGCUACGGGCUAUGGGUCAGCUCCCAGAGGUGGUGCAGGCAGCCUGGCCGAGUCUGGCUACCUCUCCGAGCCUGAGAGGCACAAGCGUCUCUCUCUGCAGGAGGCUCUGUUCUACAAACGCCUGAGCACAGGCAGUGAACUGUGGGAGAGCACCAGGCCUGCAUCCCUCUCUCAUCCACCACAUCGCCCAUCUGAUGUGAGCGGAGGAGGUGUAGGAGGGAGCUUCUUUUACCCCCCAGGGCCAACUGUGAGCCCAUGCUCAUCAUUCAGCCUCCAGGAGUCAGUGCUGGUCAGUCCCCGGUCCAGCUUUGCCUCCAGCACAGCAAGUGGGGGUGGAGGAGGGAGCCCCAUGGGGAGCCGCUGUAGCAGCAACCGGACCAGCGGCAUCAGUCUGGGCUACGACUCUCGCUACUCUGCCUCUGGAGGCCUCCCUCCACAGCAGCAGUCCUCCUCCAUGCAGACCGGGGGCUCUGUGGCUGGUUAUGGCGCUCCAGGCAGGGCCGGGGUGACCCCUGUGGACGCCUGGACUCAGUACCUGGAGGGAGGUAUGCGUCCAGGGCCCCAUGAUAGUCGACACUCCUACCCACCUGCUGUUGGAAGUCCUGGAGCAGCUUGCUAUCAGGGUGGCCCAGAGUGGUGGGAUGAGCAGCAGGUGGGAUUGAGAAGCAAAGAGGGGGGUGCGAUGGGAGAGAGGGCCCGCUACUCAGACCUGCCUGGCACCCGAUAUCAGGAAGAGCUCACUCGACUUCUGCUGAGAGAUGCAGCUCUAGAAGGUGAGGGGCUCCUGGAGGGCCUGAUGCUGAAGGAGCAGUCCCUAGCCCUGACUGGUUUUUCUAAACCGAGCGUGACAUCACUUGGGCCCUCCACAGCUGGAGCACCGGUCACGAUCAAACCUCAGGAGGAUCCAGGAGCCGGAGCUGGAAGAGAGGCCGCGGAGAACCGCCAAGAGUUCUUCGGAACCUGUGUGAAGUGUGGGAAAGGCGUGUACGGGGCGGAUAAUGCCUGCCAGGCUCUGGACAACCUCUAUCACACACGCUGCUUCACCUGUGUGUCCUGUGGACGCACCCUGAGAAACAAGAACUUUUACAAUGUCAGUGGCUCUGUGUACUGUAAAGAGGAUUAUAUGUUUUCAGGAUUCCAGGCUGCUGCUGAGAAGUGUAGUGUGUGUGGCCACCUUAUCCUCGAGCAGAUCCUGCAGGCUCUUGGGAACUCGUACCAUCCCGGAUGUUUCCGCUGUGUGGUCUGCUCCAAGGCUCUGGACGGGGUCCCUUUCACCGUGGACCAACACAGCAACAUCUACUGCGUGGCAGACUACAACAAGACUUUUGCCCCCAGGUGUGCUGCCUGUUUACAGCCCAUCUUACCUACUGAGGGCAGUGAAGAGAUCCUCAGGGUCGUGUCCAUGAACAAGGACUAUCACUUUGAGUGCUACCACUGCGAGGAGUGUGGCAAGCAGCUCUCCGAUAAGCCCGGCUCGCAGUGCUUCCCGCUGGACUCUCAUCUCCUGUGCCACUCCUGUCACAUGAGCAGAGUGCGCGCCACACACAACAUUCCCCCUCACAACACACACUGAUCAGCUCCCAUGCAGCUAUGGAUAUUUAGGGGCGGGGGGGGGACAAGCUGGUUGGAACAUGCUCUCUUGUGCUUUUUGCUCAGUCAUACGUUGUUUUAUUCCAUUUGAAACUGCUGAUGUUAAGACAUUUCCACUGAUUCUCUUGUCUUUGACAUGGAUCAGUCCCUUUUGUCACACGUACUGCCUGCUGUACUUUUUGUACUAUUACUGUACCAUAGUUAUAAGGGAACGGGAAAGAAACUACUGCUUUUUUUUCUUUUUUUUUUAUUUACCCCAGUGUGGCUACUGUUUGCUGUAGAAGAACAAGGGAUUUUGCUAAACUGUUUUGUACAUACAUUAUCGCUAGCAAACAUUUUGCACUUAAAUUUACUGUAAGAGAUUUGUUACGUGAAUCUGUACAAAUUGGGGGAAAAAAAAACAUUACUGCAAUUUCUGUAUGUUGUAAUAAAUAUUUUCAUUUUUGUCCCGA